This is a messenger RNA of Phytophthora nicotianae INRA-310, 1491 nucleotides long. RefSeq lists its product as hypothetical. The coding region runs from base 1 to 1491 and encodes 496 amino acids. The record is from RefSeq and is a predicted model, not a curated record. NCBI's taxonomy places the organism in Eukaryota, Oomycota, Peronosporomycetes, Peronosporales, Peronosporaceae. The transcript has a single exon.
AUGCGUCGCAACUCAAUCUCAUUGUUAACUACGCUUGUUUUUUUUCUCGCAUGCGUUAGCAGUGUCUCGGCGGAGACGACAGCAGUAAACGUGCCAGUUAACGCUCGUUUGUAUGCCACGAACCAACGCCAUGGCCAUGUCUUUACGAAUAGGCAGCUGAAAGGUUACGGAACAACGACUGAAAGCGACGAAGAGAGAGUCGGUCUUGGCCCGCUCACCGGUUUGGUUCAUGCUGCUACAUCAAAGAUCGAUGACUUUAUCGCCCCAGCAAAAUACAAUUAUCUGGUGAACAACUUGCGCAUCGGCAAUAGUGUCGAAGAAGCUCUGACAAGCUCGCAACUGAAGACACUGAGUCAGUUCGUUGCCAAGUUCCGGAACAAGAACCCAGGGAAAUAUAUCUCGUCGAUUGCGCCACUAACUGCGAAGUAUGGGGACGACGUUGUGGCGAGGGCGCUCGUCCAAUUGGAGAGGGACGGCGAUAUGACUGAUCUGGUGAAGCAGUUGCGGGGCGAGCAACUGAUGGAUUGGCUAAGGACUGGCAAAUCUGUUGACGAUGUUUUCAACCUACUCAAACUCAAAGAGGACGGGUACAAACUCCUUCACAGUCGAAAGCUCCGGGCGUUGGAAGACUACAUUACCCUGUAUAAUCGGGAGAAAUCUACCGAUGAAACAUUGGUAAAGGUCUUGGCAACAGGCUUUGGUGGAGAUGGCAACUUGGUGGCGCUUUUAGAGCAAGCAAAGAAACAUGUGCGAUCGGUGUACAAGGCCAGCUCAUUGGAUGCUGCUCUACAGACCAAGUGGCAAAGCGAGAAAUUGCCACCGAUGAACGUCUGGUCGCGACUUCAGUUCAGUGAUGAUGUGAAUGAAGCAAUUAGCAGUGGUAAGUUGGACAUGUACUAUAAGUACAUCUCGGAGAACUAUCGGAAGAGUAGGGGAUCAGUGCUUGAGAGGUAUAUCGCUAAAUAUGGUGAAGUUGAAGUGGCAAAGGCGCUUGUAACUGCGAAGGGUAACGAUGCCACGAGGAAACUCGCGACGAGGCUACAGAAGCAGCAAUUAGAGGGUUGGCUGGCAACCAAAAAAUUCCCCGAUGACGUUUUCGUGCUGCUUAAGAUUAAAGAUGACGGGAUUUUAUUCACGAGGAGCCGGAAAUUGAAGACUUUGACAACGUAUAUCAAAAUGUACAACACCCACAAAAAAACCCAAGACCAAGCAGAUAUCUUCAGGGUGGUCAUAAAUGGCUUCGGUGGCGAUGCUGCUUUCGCGCGUGUGGUCGUUAAAGGGGUGACGAUGCCAGAUUCGCCUGAAAUGUUUAGAACGGCCCAAAACUACGAAGAUGCGUUGUUUAAGGGAUGGCGACAGAGCCAAAUCGAGCCGAAAGAUGUUAUCACGAAGGUUUUCAACAAAGAGAACGGUGCUGCUAGCAGUUUGGAAACGGAGAUUGCGGCUCGAUACUCGGAAUUCUAUAAACGCAAGACUCCAGCAGCUUCUUAG